Molecule: messenger RNA, 3443 nt
Organism: Girardinichthys multiradiatus
Lineage: Eukaryota; Metazoa; Chordata; Actinopteri; Cyprinodontiformes; Goodeidae
Product: transmembrane prolyl 4-hydroxylase-like
Exons: 9
Coding region: 318-1835 (505 amino acids)
Biological process (GO): peptidyl-proline hydroxylation to 4-hydroxy-L-proline
Cellular component (GO): endoplasmic reticulum
Molecular function (GO): procollagen-proline 4-dioxygenase activity; iron ion binding; L-ascorbic acid binding
Source: RefSeq, a predicted model, not a curated record
AGCGCAUUUGUCGGUUAGCUAACACAGGAUUAAGAGCUUUUAGGUAAUGACGACACAUGUAUUUAUUAAAGAAAAGAGUCCUUAUUACAUUUGGUCACUCAAUCGACGCUAUACUGUUUCGUUUCGUAACAGCGGCCGGCACGUCCAUGUCGUUUUUUUCUCGAAAAAAACCCCAGAUGUUUGCAAUAACUUACUCUGUAGCUAGCGGAACAACUAAUGUAUGCUAAUGUAAAUAGCUAGUUCAAACCUGUCUAGUUUGUGUGAUUCCGGUACCCUGUAAACAUUUACAGCAAAAUAAUAACAGUGUGCUGCAUACGAUGGAUGACGCUCAGGGAAAUUUAUUGGAACACGAAGACGCUGACGUCAGCGAGAAACCGUUUUUGCCACCUUACAAUGUUCCUUUUCGGUCUACUCGGCUGAAUAUCCAGAGAAGCAAUGUCUGCUCUCGGGCUUAUUUUGUUGUGGUCAUGGUCUUCUUCCAUGUUUACAUCCUGAAUGUCAUUGCCCUGCUGCUGUACGUGCAUUACAACAACGGCCCCGGGGAUUUAGUAAAUGGAGACGGGGCGUCCUCUGCUCCGGUCAUCAACACCGACAGCGGUUUGCCCCAACCUGCUCCAUCAGGGAGAGAGUUACAUGUGGAGGACUACAGUCAAAGUUUCAGCCUACAUCGUAUGGAGGGGAUACGGGUUGGACAUGUUCAACACGUUUCUAUUCUACCAGACAGAACACAUGAGAUGAAAACACUCAGUCUGAAACCUUUGCUGUUUGAGAUCCCUGGGUUCCUGUCAGAGGAGGAGUGUCGUGUGGUGGUGCAGCUGGCCCAGCUUAAAGGUCUGAUGGAUAGCAAGACAGCAACACCUAGCCAGGAGCAAGCGGAGUUAAACCAACCUCUGCUAUCUCUAAGCACAGAGGAGGUCUUCAGUCUAUUGGACUUGAACCAAGACGGGUUUCUUCAGAAGCAGGAGAUUGUGAGUCAUUCACGUUCUCGAGAUGGGACGUGGUUGAGCCCAGAUAAUUUACGACAAAUACUGUCUGGUCUGGAAGCCUCUCCAACAGAGAUACUGACACUUGGGGAGUUUAGGCGUGUUUAUGAUGUGUCACAGCAUCCACGGCAACAGCGAACUGGGAGCCUGCAUAGUCACUUUAAACAGAGAAACCGGCAUACUUGGCUUUUUCAAGGGCCAGGAUCUCACCAUGUUCUGCAAACACUCAGGAAAAGAGUAAUCGCUCUGACCCGUCUGUCCUCUGCACUGAUUGAACUAAGUGAACCACUGCAGGUAUCGCGCUAUGAGCACGGGGACUUCACCAAUGCUCACUAUGAUAGCAGCUCUUUCCAGUCAGAGACCACCUGUGCACACACACGGCUGGCAGGAAACACAUCUGCUCUCACAGAGGUGUCCUGCAGGUAUUUGACAGUUUUAUUCUACCUCAGCUCUGUGGAGGAUGGUGGUGAAAGUACUUUUCCUGUGGCAGACAAUCGUACUUACGAUGAGCGGGCUCUGGUCCAGGAUGGAGUUGAUUUGACAGACACCCAACAGGCAUGUGGCAAAGGGAAUCUUAGAAUGACCCCAACUGCUGGAACAGCUCUCCUCUGGUACAAUCAUCUCUCUGAUGGCAGAGGUUGGAUGGGCGAGUUAGACGAGUACUCGCUGCAUGGUGAUUGUCCAGUCAAGCGAGGAGUAAAGUGGGUGGCCGACAGCUGGGUGAAUGUGGACCCUGAUCACCAGCAGCAGGCUCGCUACCAGAGACUAGUUGCUCAGAGGCAUAAAGCUAAGUCUAGUAUGGAUGACCAUUACCAGUCCCUCUCACACAGUGACCUCCACCUGGAUCUAUAACCAAGGCAAACUUUGCUUUUGAAAUGGAGUCAUUCCUUCUAUUGAGGGGCUCACUGACAUUUACACAGUUUCAGAUAAUAUGGAGCACUUUGCAGAAAUCAUAAGCCCCCCACAUAAUUUCAUAGAUGUUGCUUUAAAGAAUCCCGGCUUUCUAGUUAAUCUGAAGUCGUCUUUAGCAGAGCUUGUCAUGGUUUCUGAAGGAGUUUUAAUGUACUGUUCUAACAGUUAUGUUUUUAGGGUCAACGUUUUGUUGCUCAAAGUGCCAAACGUGACAUAUGACAGGCAUAACAACAUCUUUACACAAAAAAGGUGUGUCCCAAAGAGCUCUUAGAUGAAACCCACACAGUACAUGGAUCAGCUGAAGUACAAAGCGUCUGAGAUCCUAUCUCAGGUCUUUGCUGGAUUUCUUUCUAUUUUCUAAAGGUAUGAUUAGCAGACUCUACUCACCUGCUGUAGGUCAUUUUAUAGGCCUUUUGUAAUCCUCAUGGGUUCAUCUCUUGGCCAAUUUCUUCAAAUUCUUUUAAAGGCACAGCACAUUAUGUCAGGUUAUUCUAGGAUUUAGCCAAGAGCUUAAAAUUUUCUAACCUUCCACAGCAAAGACGCAGUUUAUUAUUAGUUCUUAGUCAAGUUUUUUUGUGUAGGCCAAACACUAAGUUUAAAUGCCUUUAUUUAUCCUUUAAUGCUUCAUAUGUUGAUGUUAUAUGGAUUAACAACCUCAAAAGAGAUUCCUUGGAAACAUUUGAGUUCAAAAAGUUUACUAAAAUGUAUUCAAAUCAAGCGCUGUUAAAAACUUUGAAAGAAUGCCUGAAAGAUAUUGCUUAAGACCACUUCAAAUUAAUGUAAGUUGACCAGGCCAGAUAAAGGGAGGCUCAAGACUUUUGCAAUAGCAUCGCAUAUAUCUUUUCUUAAAAAUCUUAAUUUUAAUGUUAACGGGAGAAAUUCCCUAUAAUUUCAAUUCUGUUCGUAAGAAAAGAUAUACACAACAGUGUAAAUGUUUUUAACCAUGAAACUGCACCUUAAAUAUAUGACAGGUUUAGAAUGAUGGGUAUUCAUAAAUACAAUAAAGAGAUGCAACAAAAUGCGGUCACAUAUAAGAGAUAAGCCAACUUGGUUGCAUUAUGUUUAGGUGUACGAGGCUUCUGCUCAUGCUUCAGAUCAUUCUUAUUUAUUGGUAUAAAAUUGAAGCCUUUUGUUACAAGUCGCGUCUCAAUGGUUUUCUGUGAAUAUGUUCCUGAGGGAAAAUAUUUCUCAGAUCUUUUGUGUCAGCGCUGUUAUUGUUGCAAGAAUCAUGACAUGUUAUUUAAGAAGACUUUAUUCCUGCUGCAAAUGCAUUAGUCAGGACUGUAAUGGGCUGGGCAGAAUAAUACAUAGCCAGUCCUUCAGGUAAAAGUUUGAUAUGUUUUGCUGAGUGUUAAUAUCUGCACAACACAACUGUAUUUAUUGUAUUAGACUAUUUAUUUAUUUAUUUAUUUAUUACCACAAUUUGGUCAUUUUAAGUUAAAGACAUGGGUAUUUAUAAAUGGUUGACAUUGCACUCAAUCUGUAAGUGUGUACAAUGUACUUGUGUUUGUUAAGCCGUUUAAUGUAUAAAGCUAUGUUUUAUUACCA